AUGAUCGUCGUGAUUAAGGUAGACGUCCUGCGUCAUGUAGUCUUGUUCAACAAGGUAGUCGUCGUUAUCCAAACAUACUCCAUCUUCUGUCUCUUCUACUUCAUCGGAGGCGUCGUCUUCAUCGGAGGUAUCGUCUUCAUCGGAGCUGUCAUCUUCAUCGUCAUCAGACGUGUCCUCUUCUUCAUCAUCCGAAGUGUCGCUAUCGCUGUCGCUGUUUCCGGACCAUUAUACCUCUUGUUCCACUUGUUCCACUUCCCAGACGGCUUCUUCGCCUUCAAGUAUUGCCUGCUCAGGUCCAUGGAUCUUCAUGCAUGCAUAUUGGUCUCCGUAGAUGCAGCAGUCCCAACCAAAGUUCGCGGGGGUGCCCUGUUGGUCAAUACCGCCAGCGGAGUUGUGAUCUUGGUAUUGCAUGUUGAAUGUGUGCGUAUAAUCAGGAUUGAGGUGUAUGUUGUAAUUAUAAGCUGA
Parastagonospora nodorum SN15 is the source of this 465-nucleotide messenger RNA. RefSeq lists its product as hypothetical. NCBI's taxonomy places the organism in Eukaryota, Fungi, Ascomycota, Dothideomycetes, Pleosporales, Phaeosphaeriaceae. The record is from RefSeq and is a predicted model, not a curated record. Bases 1 to 465 code for a protein of 154 amino acids. The transcript has a single exon.